GUGCCCCAUUUUUCUAUUUAUGAAACACUAAUAAGAGAACCAGUUCAUUCGAUCGUCUGCUAGAGAUUCUCAAAGCGGCAAUUUUAAGUUUAAAAAAAUAAUAAUAUUAACUUUAAUGUUGUUAAAGCACAGUUUUAUGGUACAAUUUCCGAUGUGAAAAACAGAAGUGAGCAUGGCAAAGCCACGGCGAGCAUCUUUAAAUUCAUUAGACACCCCUAGACCAUCAACACCAUUUCGACAUCAAAAGGUGGUAAGCUACCAACUGUUUUACCAGGAACAAAAGGCACGACUUGGAUCACUUUAUACAUUCUUAACACGGGAACAAAUUAAUCUGAAAAUCAAAGACAAAUGGAAGCAGUUAGAGACUAAUCAAAAGAAGAAUUACACUAAGGCCAUAUUAUGUGUCACACCACUGAAAAAACCUAUCUUAGACCUAAAGCUGGCUUCUUCAACACCUAAAUAUUCCUCUGCAAAAAAGAAAGGUUCAUCAAAGGUUGAUUCUGAAGUCUCGUCUUUGCUUUCAACAUCUCCAUCACCUGUUAUUUCCAGUCAAGAAAAAGUGCAACAUUGGCUAAAUGAUCCCAAACAUGAUGUCCUUGGUAACAGCAAGAAAUAUGAAGCAACACAAUAUGCCUUGAAUUAUGGCAUUCCUGAAAUUAUUGAAGAGACUCCUGACAAACCAACAGGAAUACUGAAAAAUAACAGUUUCAGAAAUUCAAGUGAAGUAAAAAUCAAAUCAAAGAAUAAUUCUAGAGUGAGUUUUUCACCAAGGAAUAAUAAAACAAAAUCCUACCCCUCUAAAAGUAAAAUAACAAUGAAGGUUAGUAAUUUGACAGAUGUACCAUGCAUAGGCAGACAAAAGAAAACAUUGAUCAAAGACAAAGAUGUUUUUGAUUUUGACGUAAUUGAUAAUGUGGAGUUAUAUAUUGAGGAUGAAAUUUCAUUGAAUCCAGAGGUGAAAAACCAGUCCAUGAGCUCAUCCAAACUGACUUCCCAAAAGAAAAAAACAGCCAGAAAGUCAUUUAAUUUUGAAGAUGAUAAAAGUUUACAGAAUAAACAAGUACAACUCAUUAAACCUAAAUUGAAUGGUAAUGUUUCCAAGCAGACUUUGAAUACACCAGAAAAUAAAAAGAAACAAAAACCCCCAACACCAAUAGCUAAAAUGCUGAGAUGUCCAAAGAAACAAAAAGCACAAAACUCAAAAUCUGAAAAUGAGAGAGAGCCUGGCAAAAUUGUCUUAAAUAAACAGUUAAGACCACAGAAAGAUAUUUCUGAGUUAAAACUAAAUCUAAAGCAUAGACCAAGAACUGAUACUCAUGCAGUGAAACAAAGGCUUCGCCCUAGACACAAACAGUUUUCUCCUGAAUAUUCUAAAAGCAAUAGGUUCAAGAGUAAUUCUCUACAAGAAGAUCAGUCGACAGAGCACUCUACUUUCUAUAGAAACAGAAAGGGUUUGCUUGUUGGACCAAUCAUCUAUGGUGGAAGUGACAAUGUGUCAGCAGGAUUGUCACCAUCAGUUUUUGAUGACCGUGAUGCCAAUUUUGAUGACCAAGGUGCAAACUCUGAUAACCAUGGUGCAGACUCUGAUGACGAUUAUGGCUAUUACACUAACCACAAAGGUCUGAUAUUUGGUCCCAUUUCAGAUGGGCAGUCUUUCACAAAGAAGAAUGAGAAGAAAGAAUAUGUUAAAGAUAGUACGGUAGCAUUUGUGUCGAAGAAAGAAAAGGGCACUCUUGUUGAUAAGGUGUUUCCAAAACAAACUAAAACAUAUACACAGAGACGGAGAACAAUAUCAGGUAAUGCUCAACAAAUUCAGAAACCUUCAAAUGCUUUGUACUCAUCAAAUUCAGAAAAGACCGUACCAAAGGCAAAUCGUUCCAAGAGUUACAGAGCUGAAAUAACAAACUGUAAAAAGUGUUUGAAAAAAGAUAAUGACAUGGGUGAUUCUUUAACUGUCACAAAUUCAAAGUUCUCAAGGCAGAAAAACACACAAAUGUUGUUAAAUGAUAAAUUACAUCAGCAAAAGCCUUCAUCUCCUGCAAGUUCAAUACCAUGGGAAGCUGAUAACAGUGUGAAGGAUCUGGAGAGCUUAUCCAUUGCUAGCACAGCUGAUUUGGAAUUGGUCCACCCUCAGAUGACCCAGUCAAAGACAACAUUGGCUCAAGUGUUAUCCAGAAUGCAACAGAUUACCUCCCCUAUUCAGAUGUCAUUGGAGUCUUCACCAAGAUUAUUGUCACCUACUCUCUCUGGAAUAUCUCAGCUUACUAGUUUAUCAGAGAAAUCUUCAAACCACAGUGAGAAAGUACUUAGACAGGUGGAUGAAAGGAAAUCUAUUCUAAGGAGUUUUCAUUCACAAAAUCAAAAACAGGGCACAAUAAUACCACAGCUUUCUAGUUUGUCCGAGGAAGCUUCAAACCAAAGUGAGAAAAUGCAACGUAAACAGAUGGAAGAAAGGAAACCUAAUUUAAGGUUUAAUUCACAAAAUGGAAAAACAAAAUCAAGACAAAGCACUGUUUCAAAGAAACUUACUACACAUGUCAGUCAAGAGAAAGACUUGCUGUGUGACAUGUUUCAAGAUGUGACUCCACCAGAAAAGAAAAAGAUGAAACUAAGAGAACGCAGACUGGUUGCCAGUAACAAGGAAGCUAAAAUGCUAAAUUUUGAAACUAUGUUUGAUGAGAGAGACAUCUUUUUGUAACCAGAUGUGCAGCUUGAUGUCUGUUGUAAUGAAAUUUCUGCCUCCAACAAGGAAUACUAUGGUGCAGUAAUAAUGUCAUAUGCAAAGUAAUUUUCUGGUGUGAAUUAAUGGCAAUGAGAAUAUACAAUGUUUUGUAAGAUAUUUGUUAAAAAAACCCAGUUAACUGACAGCAAUGCGAUGAAGUAAACAUGACAGUUUAAGUAUAUUAUGAUGUCUACCAAGUCUUCUUGUGAUGAUUUAUUAUUCUGUACAUUACAUAUAUAAUUAGUUUGAAAAUUGUGUACAAAAAUAAAAACAAUGUCCAUGCCUGCAUACAUUCUAAGGUUGUAGUUUAUGGAUAUGACUUAGUAGCAACCUCUUUACACCAUCCUAUAUACCCUGGAACAACUAUAUUUCCUGCACUUCAUUUUAUUUAUUAUGGUGUUGUAUUUGAAUAUUAUCAUGGAUACAUGUAACGUAUCACAUAUUUUUUACAUAUGCAUGCAUAAAUUCUUGGCCUGUAUAUCAUGGAUGCAACAUACCCGCAUUAUGAUUUGCUAAAUACAUACAGCCCAUUUCAAUUUUCUAUCCAGUCUUGAAAUUAAUGACUUGAUUAAAAACGACAAAUAUUUAACAUUACUUUUUGUUAUGAUUAGAAUUUUAUGUAAUGUAUAAAUAGUUAACAUUACAUUUGUUCAAUUUGUUUGUUAAAAUUAUAAAUGCCAUCCUUUAAAAUAAUAUUAAGGUUUUCUUUGUUCAUGCAUCACUGCUUGUGGAAAAUUCGAAUACAAAUCUUUUAAAAAAUAAUUUUUUUUUUAUAAUUGUAUUUUAAUGUUUCUUGUUAAUUAAUUAAAAAAUAUUUAAACACAAUGUGUAAUAUCUUAUUUGUAAAGCUGUGAAUAAACAAAGCUGGUGUUAACAAAAA
Gigantopelta aegis is the source of this 3602-nucleotide messenger RNA. RefSeq lists its product as uncharacterized. The coding region runs from base 173 to 2698 and encodes 841 amino acids. The transcript is spliced from 8 exons. Lineage: Eukaryota; Metazoa; Mollusca; Gastropoda; Neomphalida; Peltospiridae. The record is from RefSeq and is a predicted model, not a curated record.